CAAACCCUCUUGAAGGAAGGAAAGCACAACACUGACCGGGCAUUUCCGGGGGUCUUCCCGGUGGGAAGAACACCACUCAAUGAACAGACUCCACUUCAUGGCAUAAGCGCGCCUCAUAGAGGGGGCUCUGGCCGAAGUGAUGGUGUCGACUACCGCGGACGGUAGGCCACUCAAGUCUGCCUCGUCCCAUCCAGGAACCACACGUGGAGGUUCCACAGAUCGGGACGCGGGUGCCAUAUGGUGCCCUGCCCCUGAGAAAGGAGGUCCUUCCUCAGGGGGAUGCGCCAGGGAUGGGCUGUCGCGAGGAGCAUGAGUUUCGGGAACCAGGCCCAGUUGGGCCAGUACGGCGCAACUAGCAAGACCUGCUCCUCGUCCUCCCUGACCUUGCACAGUGUCUGUGCAAGGAGGCUUACUGGGGGAAAUGCAUAUUUGUGUAGGCCCCGGGGCCAGCUGUGUGCCAGUGCAUCCGUGCCGAGGGUCCCCUCUGUCAGCGAAUAAAACAACUGGCAAUGGGCGGAUUCCUGAGAAGCGAACAGGUCCAUUUGCGCUUCCCCGAAUCGGCUCCAUAUCAGCUGGACCGCCUGGGGGUGGAUUCUCCAUUCCCCUGGGAGCGUGAGCUGUCGUGAGAGCGCGUCGGCCACACGAUUGAGCUCGCCCGGGAUGUAGAAGGCAUGCAGCGACCUGAGUCGGCGCUGACUCCACAGGAGGAGAUGGCGGGCGAGUUGCGACAUGCGACGGGAGCAUAGACCACCCUGGUGGUUGAUGUACGCUACAGUCGAUGUAUUGUCCGUCUGGACCAGUACAUGCUUGCCCUGCAGCAGCGGUCGAAACCGGCGCAGCGCAAGGAGUACUGCCAGCAACUCGAGGCAGUUGAUAUGCCAGUGCUGAAGCGUGAAGCCAGUGCUGAAGCAGUCUCACAUGAAGCAAUCCGAGCGGCGUGACUGCGGCUGUGGAUGCCAUAUGCCCCCAGGAGCCUCUGAAAUUGUUUCAGUGGGACCGCUGUUUUCCGCGAGAACGAGUUCAGGCAGUUCAGCACCGACUGUGCAUGCUCGUUGGUGAGACAUGCUGUCAUCUUGUGAAGGGCCCGAUUCAAGACACGCAGAUCCAGGAUUGGUCGUAACCCCCCUUCUUAUAUGACCCAGAGGUUUCGGAAAUUGCUCUUUUAUUGACAAAAAGAAAACGGAACACAGGAUUCUACCCCGGGCCCUCUCCCGGGGGAAGGAGCGGUGCGGUCACCGUCUCCCGUAGAGCAGCUCCCGAAACAACUGGGUCUCCCGUCUCAAGGCCGCUUCUUGGCCUUCUUCCUUUUGGAAGGAGGCUUGGCGGACUGGGCGGGGGGUGUGGCCUUCCUGUGGGUGGCUCUAGGAGGAUGGGAGGGUUCCAAUCUCACAGGAGCCUGAGCCGCAGGAGGACGCCCUCGGCGAGGAGCAGACAAAGGCACGGCCCGUGGCGGAUUGGUGGCAUCAUCACGCCGGGGCAGGAUGUGCUUUAUGGCCUCCGUCUGCUUUUGCACUGCCGAGAACUGCUGAGCGAAGUCCUCGACAGUGUCCCCGAAGAGGCCGGCCUGGGAGAUGGGGGCGUCAAGAAAGCGAGCUUUGUCGACAUCCCUCAUCUCAGCCAGGUCCAACCAAAGAUGCCGUUCCUGAACCACCAGGGUGGACAUCGUUUGACUCAGGGCGCGCACCGUGACUUUCAUCGCCCAGAGGGUGAGGUCGGUCGCCGUGCGCAGCUCUUGCAGCAACCCUGGCUCAGCACUACCCUCGUGCAACUCUUUCAGAGCUUUCGCCUGAUGGACCUGCAAGAUGGCCAUGGCGUGCAGGGCAGAAGCCGCCUGUCCAGCGGUGGAGUGAGAGCGGCCGUGGUCUUACCCGCCUUGGACGGGAGACGUGGACGAUUCCGCCAGGUGGCCGCGGACUGCGGGCACAAGUGCACCGCAAUCGCACGCUCCACCUGCGGGAUGUCCACGUACCCCUUGGCGGCUCCACCAUCGAGGGUAGUGAGAGUGAAGGAGGCAGAAGACUGUAGUCUGGCAGUGUGAGGUGCCAACCAUGUCUUCUGGAGCUCCUCAUGCACCUCCAGGAAGAAUGGUACUGGGGCGGGACGCGGCUGGGAGCUGCGCCCCGGACACAGAAACCAGUCAUCCAACUGCGAGCGCUCGGGACAUGGUGGAGGGUUCCACUCGAGGCCGAUGCCCGCGGCGGCCCGGGCAAGCAUGGCUGUUAGCUCAGAGUCCGCCUCCGACUGAGCAACCAUCACAGAGGGCGGAAGCUCGGAGUCGUCGUCGCUCUCUGAACCGUUCAGCCCACUCCCCGAUGCAGCGAUCGACAUCCGAUCCUCCUCCGGAGUGCCGAAAGUGACGUGGGGCACCCCCGAGGAGGGCCCCGCAGCAGGCGUCAGCUCGAUGGCACAUGGUGUUGUUGUGGAGGAGUGGGAGGUUCGUGGGGACGGACCCGACGAAGUGGCUCCCACUGUAAUCAGAUCUCCCAGAGCACUAACCGGACCGGCGGCCGCUACAGCCGCCGGCGCUGGGGUAGUGACAGAGGGGACCCUCGCUUCUGUGUUAAAGAAGGAGAGUCGCGAUCUCAACAUCAACAUGGACAUGCCCUCGUAAUGAGGGCAUGUACCAUCCACGAGCGCUGACUCAGCGUGCGGUCUACCCAGACACGUGAGACAGUGGUCGUGGCCGUCAGAGGAGGUCAGGAAACGACCGCAUCCAGAAACACACGGUCGAAAAGACAUCUUGAAAAAGACGCUGAUCGCCCGUGCUUGCUCUUUCAGUAUACCUCACCUGCCGAAGCACCCAGGGAUGAGUGCAGCACCGUCCUGUGGGCAGCGUGCCGUCACACCCACCGCUGAGCGUGCCUUCCCAACCAGCUGGAGAGACUCGAGCAGCCACCGGAACAAACAGUCGAUAGCAAUUAAAAUGGCUGUUUUUCAGGAACUUGUCCUGUAGCAAUUAUAAUUGCUGUUUGCUCUUUUUAUGAAGAAAUUCGCUCUCUUGAAGAGGUGAAUAGUAGAUCCGAUCUGAUCGGUAUCGAAGUAUGAAUGAAGGUGAGUAUGCCGGCCCU
Megalobrama amblycephala (Wuchang bream) is the source of this 3068-nucleotide messenger RNA. RefSeq lists its product as uncharacterized. The transcript has 2 exons. Bases 1370 to 2038 code for a protein of 222 amino acids. The record is from RefSeq and is a predicted model, not a curated record. NCBI's taxonomy places the organism in Eukaryota, Metazoa, Chordata, Actinopteri, Cypriniformes, Xenocyprididae.